Coffea arabica (coffee) is the source of this 711-nucleotide messenger RNA. The record is from RefSeq and is a predicted model, not a curated record. NCBI's taxonomy places the organism in Eukaryota, Viridiplantae, Streptophyta, Magnoliopsida, Gentianales, Rubiaceae.
AGAUAUGUACCUCUAAUACACAAGUACUGCGACAAAAUGCUUCCGAGUAAAGAGGCUUGUUGUCUCUAGAAUCAGCUCAAGCGACUGAAAAUGAAUCGAGUCUGGAGAGCAUCGUUCUUUGCAUGUCAAUGGCUUGCUUUUGUUCUACAGACUUUGAUGAUAUUAACCGGCGAAAUUGCUGCCGAGACCUCUAAAGAGAAGAGUAAUUGUACGUAUGCAGUGACCAUAGAAACAAGUUGUACCAAGGGUGCAGAAACUUCAGAUCAUGUCAGCCUACGAUUUGGAGAUGUCAAAUCCAAUGACAUUUUAGUGCGUCACUUGAAUUCCAAACACGUAAGAUGGGUUGAUCCAUUAGAGCCCCAAGUGCUUGAUGAUGUGCCCAGAAAGCCAUUCCAAGCUUGCAUGGUGGAUGAAUUUCAAGUUAGAGGGCCAUGCGUAGAAUCACCAAUUUGCUAUCUUUAUCUGAAAUUGAGCGGCAACGACGAUUGGAGGCCUGGUUUUGCCCAAGUACAGGUUUUAGAAGCAUCAUCUCAUCUGAGCUCCGAUUAUUUCUAUUUUCGUCGAUAUCUGCCGCGCGAUGCUUGGUACGGCUUGGACGUGUGUGACACCGAGGUCACUCCUUCUGGGAUCAAGUACAGGAGAAAGGUCUUUGCGAAUAAAGAAAAGUCUGCACAAAUAACAUAGGAUAGGAGGGAUCCAAAUCAUCACAUU